Engraulis encrasicolus (European anchovy) is the source of this 1598-nucleotide messenger RNA. It is a transcript of the gene gig2p, whose product is annotated as grass carp reovirus (GCRV)-induced gene 2p. The transcript is spliced from 3 exons. Gene Ontology annotation, cellular component: cytoplasm. NCBI's taxonomy places the organism in Eukaryota, Metazoa, Chordata, Actinopteri, Clupeiformes, Engraulidae. The record is from RefSeq and is a predicted model, not a curated record. The coding region runs from base 214 to 861 and encodes 215 amino acids.
AAGGACGUGAACAGCCUUCAAUACAAAUUAAGGGGAGUGCUCUUAUCUGAAACGCAUGUCAGCAUUCCCAUAAAGUGAAAGUGAAAGCUAGACGCCUACAGCGGUGAAUGCCACACAGAAUGUCCACCUAAAUCGAUGUUGUACCAGUAAAGUGAAGUCACAUCUGUGGUCAGUUUACAAUCACAAUCAGAGCUGCACCUGUGAAGUAAAACCAUGUCCGCGGUGACUUUCUACGGUUGGGAGGUGGAGUACGAUGGUGAUCACCACCUCAGUGCCGAGCAGGAGGCCAAGUCUGGCCGGCUGUACACCAUGUACCACGGCACCACCAUCCCAAUCGCCCAGCAAAUCAUCCAGAACGGCUUUGUUCAGUCCCGGGACGGCAUGCUGGGUCCUGGGGUGUACGUGAGUCGCAAUCAGAAGAAAGCCGAGCGCUACCCCAUCGGUUCGGCCGUCAACGUCAGGGUGGUGCUGAAGCUGAACGUGGACUGCGGGAGGGUGAAACGCAUCGACACAGACAAUCACCCCAUGCAAAAGACCUGGCACCAGCAGGGGUACGACACGGCGUGGGUGCCCCCCAACUGUGGGAUGAAAUCUGUGCCAAGCGGACUGGAGGAGGACUGCGUCUGGGACCCAAAGAGGUGUGAGGUGACAGAUAUCGCGCUGGCCCCCAGCACUGCCAUCUUAGCUCAGCUAAAGCAACUCCUCUCGCAGAAAAAGAGCCAGCCCUCCUCCUCCGGUCAAGGAGGCUGUCAGACGUGCAAGAUGCCAAAUGAUCCAGGCCACGCCGUGCAGCCAUGCUGGGGAUGUGGACAGAGCAUCUGCACCUUCAUGCCCAGGCAUGUCUGCACUGCCAGGCCAUGAUGCUAGAAACCUUUGGUGCCUAUCUAUCUUACCAUAAGUACCUCCUAACUCUGUCUGUCUAACUAUGUCUGCCUGUAUCGAUCCGGAUGUGACUGUAUAUGUAUAUAUAUAUAUAUAUAUAUAUAUAUAUAACGCUUUUGUCAACAUACCCCAUGCAUAGAGCUUGUGUACCCCUAGUGGAACUCAGACUGUAUCCCAAUGUGACAGUGUUCCUCCAUAAUUUUGUUAUUCAUGCAUACCCCAUGCAGUGUGCUUGUGUACCCGUGGCUGGGAAGUGGGAAGGGCUGCUGUAAUGUAAUGCAAUAAUGUAGCUGGAUGUUGUCAAAAUGGGUACAACUGCUAAUCAUGUACAGUAGGAGGCACUGCAGUUCCUUUUUGCUUUGCUUUUCCUUACGACUGAGAUAUUAUGGAACAAUCAAGGUAUCCUGUUAAUGAGCCAAACUACUCUAGGGAAAAAAAUACUGUCUAUUAUUUCUCCUGCCACAUUCCUAAAUGUAUCUAAUGCAAAAUUGUUGUUGUUUCUUUACUUUGAAUCAAAGACUGUGUUGUUGAAAACAGUGAUUGGUCACACCAAACGUUCUGCCUUUUUUAAACUCUAUGACUGCCUUUGCUAGAUGCUUGGCCGUUGGAAUGUACACAUCCAAAAAAAAUGAUCCAGGUGCCAGACAAAAGGACCACUCUAUCACACUGCCUUUGUAAGAUGCAAAAUAAAAUGCAACUUUUGCCAUUAGACCAUU